Vigna unguiculata (cowpea) is the source of this 1041-nucleotide messenger RNA. NCBI's taxonomy places the organism in Eukaryota, Viridiplantae, Streptophyta, Magnoliopsida, Fabales, Fabaceae. The record is from RefSeq and is a predicted model, not a curated record.
AUGAUGAAGGCAUUUGAGAUGACCGACCUUGGGUUGAUGAACUAUUUCCUCGGUAUAGAGGUGAAACAACAAGAAGACGACAUAUUUAUCUCUCAAAAGAAAUAUAUUGAAGCCCUAUUGAAGAAGUUCAAGAUGUAUGACUGUAAACCUGUCGCUACUCCAUUGAUGGUAAAUGAGAAACUACAAAAAGAUGAUAGAGCACAAGAAACAGAUGCAUCACGCUACAAAAGUUUGAUUGGAAGUCUCUUAUAUCUCACAAUCACAAGACCAGACAUUAUGUAUGCCACAAGUCUUCUAUCAACAUUCAUGCAAAAGCCAAGUCAGAUUCAUUAUGGAGUAGGGAAAAGAAUUUUAAGAUAUUUACAAGGCACAAAGGAGUUUGGAAUAUGGUACAAAACCAUUACUAACUCAAGGAUCAUUGGCUACACCGAUAGUGAUUGGGCAGGAUCAAUAGAUGACAUGAAGAGCACCUCAGGCUAUGCUUUCUCGCUUGGAUCGGGAAUAUUCUCUUGGGUGUCAAAGAAGCAAGCCACAGUUGCACAAUCAACCGUUGAAGCAGAAUAUGUGGCAGCAGCUGAAGCAACAAGUCAAGCUAUAUGGCUUCGAAGAAUACUCAAAGAUAUGGGAGAAAAACAACGUGGCCCUACUACAAUUUAUUGCGACAAUAAGUCAACUAUUGCAAUGACAAAGAACCCAGUGCAUCACAGUCGAACAAAACAUAUAGCAAUUAAGUACCACUUCAUCAGAGAAGCGGAAACAAAUAUGAAGAUACGACUUGACUGUGUGGAAGAGGAUCCUGUAUUACCUCCUGACAUGAAGCAAGUUGUGAUUUCCCUCUCACAAAUCCUGUUGUCUUCUACUGAGUGGGGAGCCACUCUUGCUGGAAAUAGCCAGCAAAGGGUACAAUUUAGUCCAUCAUUUUACAACAAUGAAGGUGAUGGUAUAGGUGGUGUUUUCAAUAUAGAAGGUGAUGUUGUGGGUAGGGAUAGAGUAGAAGGUUACACCGUAAAUGCUCUAAGUAGUUCUGUUAUUAACUCUUGA